Molecule: messenger RNA, 708 nt
Organism: Carassius gibelio (silver crucian carp)
Lineage: Eukaryota; Metazoa; Chordata; Actinopteri; Cypriniformes; Cyprinidae
Product: cytidine deaminase-like
Exons: 5
Coding region: 177-614 (145 amino acids)
Cellular component (GO): cytosol
Molecular function (GO): cytidine deaminase activity; zinc ion binding
Source: RefSeq, a predicted model, not a curated record
AGCAUUAUGAACCAAUAUUACCCAGAAGCACUUGUUCAGAAGUCUCAGGAAGCCAGAAAACAGGCAUACUGUCCCUACAGCAAGUUCAGAGUUGGAGCAGCUGUUUUAACAAGCAAUGGAACUGUGUUCACAGUGCUUGGCUGUCAGAACAGGUUGUGUCUCCAGUCAGCAGCAUUAUGAAUCAAUAUUACCCAGAAGCACUAGUUCAGAAGUCUCAGGAAGCCAAAAUACGGGCAUACUGUCCCUACAGCAAGUUCAGAGUUGGAGCAGCUGUUUUAACAAGCAAUGGAACUGUGUUCACAGGUUGUAAUGUAGAAAAUGCAAGCUACCCUCUUGGACUAUGUGCUGAGAGGACUGCUAUCUCUAAAGCUGUGUCUGAGGGAUAUACCAGCUUCAAAGCCAUCGCAAUUGCCAGUGACCUUGAAGACCGCUUUAUUUCUCCAUGUGGAGCCUGCAGGCAGUUCAUGAGAGAGUUUGGCUCUCAGUGGGACGUUUAUCUGUCAAAAUCUGAUGGAACUUACAAACUGAUGACAGUGGAGGAGCUCCUGCCAUUCUCAUUUGGCCCUGAUGACCUUGGGGCAAGAGAAAACACUGUUGGCAAUUCGAAACUGUAAUCUAAAUUAAGCUAUAAGCCAUGUUACAAACCAGAUGAGCAGAAUAAACUGAUUUAAAAUGUGUUUAAUGGAUGUAUAGUUGUAUUAUUUGCCA